Molecule: messenger RNA, 556 nt
Organism: Phytophthora infestans T30-4
Lineage: Eukaryota; Oomycota; Peronosporomycetes; Peronosporales; Peronosporaceae
Product: CRN domain-containing protein-containing protein
Exons: 1
Coding region: 1-504 (167 amino acids)
Source: RefSeq, a predicted model, not a curated record
AUGUACCAGUUGUCGGACUCAACCUCACCUCGUUCAGGAUAUUUCGUGAGUGCGCCUGGCGUAGAAGGGAUGGCGGCGCGGAAAUGGUUCCUGCUCGUGGACGAGAACGGCAAGGAUCUCACAUCGACGACUUCUGUUGAUGUGGAUGUUGAAGAUGUGGAUACGUUCCGAAAGGCAGUGAAGAAAGAGUGUCCGAGCGCUCUCGCGAACGUCGAUGCUGUCGACCUCACAGUCUUUGCGAACCGUGCGGAGUACGAUGCGAAGCGAAACGUGCUGCUGCCCCAGUCGUGGUCCCCAGUGACGGCGUAUGGGAAUAAUGAAGAGAAUGCGCUCAGUGUGCAAGUGACGAAGCACGCAGAAAGCGAUUCACGUUAUUUUAUCCAGCCAAACGUUCAAGAACAAGUCGAAAAGGCAGUAUUUGUGAUCGUGGAAGAAGACGGAGAACGCAACGGUGUUGGAAUGGGUGUGUUUUCACUUGACUCUAGCGGUGACAUGCGACCAUAACCUAACGGAGCAACAAACUGUGGGAAGCAUGGUGUCUGUGGCGUUGAAGGAA